UCAUUUUCCGCAUUUAGUAGUUUUAUGAGUUCCAUCAUGUCAUACCGUAGGCCUACAUGGAGUACACACGCCAGGAGACCAUGGCGUGGCAUCAGAGGCUUUAUGAACACCAAGUGCAGAGGGAUAGCCAGAUGCAGCAGGCUUUUCAGGAUAUGGCGGCCGGCAGGUGUCCUCAGUUCCCUCCAGCACAAUGCCCUCCAGCACAACCAGUGCUGAUGAGCUUUGAGGAGUUUGUGGCACAGAACGCUGGCCCCUCGCCGGGAACAGGUGGAUCUACCGUUGGCGGUGGUCUUCGCAGCACUCCGGAGACACGGAGCCCGACCACUCCGAUCCACGGAGGCGGAGGCGGAGGAGGAGGCGGUCUUGGCGGUAGCGCUGCCGCUAGCAGUGACGACCUGGGCUUCGGCGGUCUUGGCGGUGACGACCUCCGUGGUGCUCGACGUCCUGGCGCUUAAGCCUUUGGGUCACAUUGUGGCGGUCUUGGUGGUGAUGAUACUUAUAUGCUUGUGAUGUUUCUUAUUGUUGUUUGUGAGAUUCUUAUGCUUGGUGGUGAUGAUACUUAUAUGUUUAUGCUUUGCGAUGCUUCUUAUGAUGUGUGAUGAUGAAUUUGUUCUGUGAUGCUGCUGGGCCAGCUGUUAUGUGAUGCAUAUAUUUGUUGUGUGCUGUAUAUAUUCAAAUGAAUUGAGCUGAAACAAAACAGAAAAAAGAAAAAAAAC
Molecule: messenger RNA, 716 nt
Organism: Triticum urartu
Lineage: Eukaryota; Viridiplantae; Streptophyta; Magnoliopsida; Poales; Poaceae
Source: RefSeq, a predicted model, not a curated record